This is a messenger RNA of Spirodela intermedia, 5873 nucleotides long. Lineage: Eukaryota; Viridiplantae; Streptophyta; Magnoliopsida; Alismatales; Araceae. The record is from the annotation of a GenBank genome assembly.
AUGAGGUGCUUCUCGUGCUUCGAUUCCAAGGAGGCGGAGCAGCUGAAUCCCCGGAAUGGGGCCGACGAGCGGCGGGACGAGUCGCCGAUGGUUCCUCCCCAGGUUCAUCGACUGGCCUCAGGUUGGGCUCCUCUCGCCGCCUCUGAUUCAUCUAGUCGAUUAGCACCUUUCAGUACUCCAUUAACGGGACGAUCUGAUCUCCCUCCCAUGGGAUUCGUACUCGCCGGUUCUCGGGUCGCGGGAUUUUUCUCGAUUUGUUCUUCCCUGUAAUCGGCCGGACGCCGGAAUUAGGUGAAUAGAUUGCGGAAUCUGUUCAGCGAUUGCCUGGAUUCUCGUUCAUCUUGGGGAAUUUGCUGUUGAUUGAUCUUUAUUCAGUCCAUUGACUUUGAUCCGAUCAUGGAAGAUGGCCCUUCCAGAGGACCUGGUUUGAUCGAGAUCUCCGACAGACGUGUUUUCGGUGGCUUUGAUCUCAAUUCUCUAUUAUACCAUCUCUCUUUCCCUUGAGCCGCUUAUCACAUCCCAUUCAAAAUCAUUUCUCUCUCUCUCUCUCUCUCUCUCUCUCUCUCUCUCUCUCUCUCUCUCUCUAUGGGUUCUAUGUGAUUGGGGGGAGACUCUCGUAGAUGAUCAGGCCUCCUGAUCUUACCAGGAAGACAGCAACAACCCUGAUCGGAUUGGGGCCGUAGAAACCUGUUUUAUUUAUUUUGGAGGCCUAGUUUGUACUGGGUUUUUUGGGAGAUCGAUCUGGGUUUCAUUUAUAUCUGCCAAAUCGAGGAUAAUCUGGUUCUGAUCGAGUGUUCUUAUGACUUCUCAGGGGCCGAUAGACAAAGACCUAAGAGCAAUGCAAGCUCUAAAAAGGAAACACAGAUCCAAAAGGAUGGGGCCGGCAUCAACAUAUCAGCCCACAUAUUCGCCUUCAGGGAACUUGCCACGGCGACAAAGAAUUUCAGCCCAGAAUGUUUCUUGGGGGAAGGAGGUUUUGGAAGGGUCUACAGGGGUUGGCUUCAAAACUCUGGCCAGGUAAAGCCAUUCAUAAGAUGGGAAGAACCAUCUAUUUUCGGUUUCAGAGUAUCUCAAGAACAUUUGGAUGGGCUUGGACAUCGGUUCCCUUUUGUUUUAUAUAGUUUUGGAAAUCUGCGAUGGGCUGAUAUAUUGCUUGAAAUUAUCUUUUUUUUUUUACAAGGGCUGGCUUGAAAUCUCUAGUCAAGCAGAGUUGUUCAAAGUUCAGGACAAAAUAUCUAUUCUUUUGGUUAUGUUUAAUAUUUAUAUGGAUGAAUAGAAUAUAUUUCCCUUUUUUUUAAUUCUGGAAAUCACAUGAUGGGCCGAUAUAUUGCUGUCGAUUUAGAAUUUUGGAAUUAUAUGGUGGCUUCAAAUCUUUUGCGAUGUAAAAUUGUUCAAGAUGUGGGAAGAAGGAUCUAUUUUUGUUUUGAUUAUGAUUAGUAUCUAAUUUGGUUAGAACGAAUUUAAUCAUUUUUAAUUCGGGAAAAUAUGUGAUGGGUGAAAAUAAUGAUGCUCAUUUUUUAACUGUAUAUUAAAUAUUAAACUAUUAUGAUCCACUUAGAGCCAUGAAUCUAGAAGAGUUUAUAGACGAAAUCAUGUGGGAGUUGAAAUUUAAUUCCUGGCGUUGAAAUUAUUGGUGCUUGGCAGGUUGUUGCUGUGAAGCAACUGGACAGAAAUGGGCUGCAAGGAAACAGAGAAUUUCUGGUGGAGGUUUUGAUGCUUAGCCUCUUGCAUCACCCCAACCUGGUUAAUUUGAUCGGUUACUGUGCUGAUGGGGAUCAACGCCUACUCGUAUACGAGUAUAUGCCCCUGGGUUCGCUGGAGGAUCAUCUGCAUGGUAUGAACUAUGCUAAUAUAUAAAUAUCGAUUCAAACUUUGCAUCCAAUUGUUCACUUCUUGAACAGAUAUUUCUUCACCGUGCUCGCUGCUGUAGGAUCAUUGACAUUGUUUGAUUUAUGCCAAUAUUUUUAUUUUUUAAUUCAAGUUUCUAUGAUUGAGAGAAACUUUGCAGGGCAUCAUGUGAUCGUCAUAUUCUCGGUGGAAGAUUGAAAAUUUUAAAUGAAAAAAAAUCUUGUUUGCUUCAGAGUGCUGAGAUCAUAGACCAAAGUGAUUCUGCAUGGGAUGCUGAAGAUAGUGGCCCUAAGUAGCCCUAUAGGCCAUCUUGUGUGGUUUGAUCCUGCAGAGAUCAAUUUUUCUUAGGCUUCAAGGGAAGAGAGAAUACUGAACAGAGCUUGGAUGGAAACAAUGAACUGAAGUUAUUGCUUAACCUAUGCUUGCUGAAUGCUAAUAUCAUGUGUGGGGUUGGUGGGAUGUGAAGGUUCUCUAGGUGGGUGAUGAUUACUAGUUCUUGAUCUCUGAUUCCUCUAAUAAAAAUAUCAUGUAAUGUGGGGUGUAAUUAUAAAAAUCGAAAUAAUUCCAGAGUUCCAUUCAAUUGAAGGAGGGUAAAUGGCCCUGAAAAUGAAGAAAUCCUCCUGGAUUUCUGGCCCAAAUGUUCAUCUCAUCCGACUGGCUGUCUAUCUAUCAGACAUCAAAACCAUCCUAUACCAUGAAAAAAAGAAAACAAAAAUCAACCAGUGAGAUAAAAAAAAUUGGAACGACUAUGUAAGUUCAUGCAUUGAAUUCUUGAACUUGGGUUUUUCCUAUUCAACUCGCAGCAAAGAGGUGGGGAACUUUGGGGCUUGCUUACUCAUCUUGAAAACCACGGAGAACAGAUAUUAUUGCUUCAAAACUCCCCUUCUACCUCAAUGAACCCCACAUUUCCCCUCCCGUCUCUUUGGCAUUUGGUGUCUACAUGAGAACCCAAAUAUGAACGGUGCCCAGUUCCUCUGUGCAUGAGGGCUUUGCUUCCCUAAAAUAUCACUGCUCCUCUUCAGCAAAAGGAUAGAUUGCCGCUGGUUUUCUCAGUGUGACUCUCAUGUGUGGCACUUUGGUACCCCUUUUUGUUGCAAACUAUUCUGUACAACAGUCAAAAAGCCCGUUCAUCUCAUUGGUCUAUCUUAGCAAAUAGUCAGACCAGUUGCCUAAUUUGAUGGACCUCCAGUUUUUCUAUCCCUCAUCCAUCUUCAUUCACCCGUUAAUUGGCAUAUUUUGAUUGAUCCUGACAAUUAUUCACCCAGUUUCCUAUGGUUUUAGCAAUCAGUUUCCUAUGGUUCAUCAUCCAUCUUUCUGUGUUGACGCAUACUUAAAUUUCAUGGGGACAUUGAAAGAUUUAUAUCUUUAAUUAAUGUUCAAUCAUUAGUUCAAAAAAUUAUAUAAUGUUGUGAUUAUUAUUUGUACCCUCUGCUCCAUCCAAACAUCGAUCUGCAGUUGUAAGCUUCAACCUGAUAAUCAUUCCAUCUUUCGGGUGUUAAAAAUAUAUGGAAAACGGGGCAUAAUGAUCUGAUUGUAGCCUGUGGGAUGCUGACCCUGCACUCUCUCGGGUUAAACGUUCACUAACUGUAGGAACAUCUUCAUGCCUACUAAUCUGGGGAUUUGAAGCCUGAGAUUCCAUCUGCAGAUCUCCCUCCCGAGAAGGAGCCCUUGCAGUGGAAUACAAGGAUGAAGAUCGCAGCUGGUGCGGCAAAGGGUCUGGAGUACCUCCAUGACAAGGCCAAUCCGCCCGUUAUUUACAGAGACUUCAAGCCGUCGAACAUACUCUUGGAUGAAGCUUACCAUCCUAAACUCUCGGAUUUCGGGCUCGCAAAACUCGGGCCCAUGGGUGACAAGUCUCAUGUCUCAACCAGAGUCAUGGGAACUUAUGGCUACUGUGCUCCCGAGUAUGCCAUGACCGGGCAGCUGACAGUCAAGUCUGACGUCUACAGCUUCGGUGUUGUGCUGCUGGAGCUCAUCACCGGGAGGAAGGCCAUCGACAGCACCAGAGCUCACGGAGAACAGAACCUUGUUUCCUGGGUAAUUAACCACUCACUUUAUAUAUCUCCGGUUGGUUUUGGUUUUAGAUUUGUUUUUUUUCUACAAAUGUUGAAAGGGUUUUCCUCGAAAGGUUGAAUAAAACAUCGUUCUCUGGAAAUGAUUUCUCUGUUUGAUUCAGUUGUAUAUUUGUUUCCUCAUUAGUUGAAGUACUUAAUUUUCUUUUUCAUCUAAAUUUUCUGUGGGUUUUCCCUCAUGUGGGUUGAUGAAACCUUGUUUUGCAAGUGAUGAACCGCUUGAUUUGGUUUUAAAUUAGUCCUGAUGAACUGAACAGUCGAUUCUUUUUCUAAAUUUUCCGUGGAUUUCCCUCAGAAAGGUGAUCAACUGCUUGCUUCGGUUUUAGAUUUGAUCCCUGAUCAGUGGAAUUAUUGAGUUUUUUUUGCUUCUAAACUGACUUUAGAUUUUCCAUGAAAGGGUUGGACAGUAUGAUCACAAGCUUUUUUUCUGAAUUUUUUUUAUUCCUGCAAAUUGAGUAAUUACUUCCUUGAUUUCUCUGGCUGAUUUAGUUUUAAAUUUGAUUCCUAGUGCUGCCGAUUUUCCUCAAAAUGGUUGAAGAAAACCUGGUUUCGUGGGGAUGAAUCUGCUUGAUUCGGUUAAUUAAGUUGAUGAUUCCUUUUAUUUUUUUCCUAAAAAGGAUCGGAAAAUGUGAUCACUGGCUGACUCGUACGACUGCAAUUUUUUUCAUUUGUCUAAAUUCUGUUACUUAUCAUGGGUAACUAGCCGCUUGAUUAAUCUGCAAUAUUCUACUUUAAUUUUUUUCUAAAUUUGCCAUAGAUUCUCCUCAAAAGGGUUUUAAAAUGUGAUCACCUGCUUUUUUUUUUCUGAAUUUUUUAAUUCGUCCAAAUUUACUAACUUCCACGGAAAAUAAGCUGCCCAGUUCCUCCUCUUGAUUUUGUUCUGGGUCUGAUUCAUAAUCCAAGACUUGAUUUUUAAUCCAACAAGCGAUCACCAACCUUUUCUUCUCUGGAAGCUCUUUGUUCCUCCAAAUCCAACGACUUUUCAUGGGUAAUAAAUAACCCGCUCGAUCCCUCUGCAUGAUCCUGCUCAAGAUCUGAUUCCUGCUCAUCUGAAUCAUGGGCUCUCUUUUUUCUGUAGAUUUACCGCAUAUUUUUAUUCCUCAUGAGGGCUCAAGAAAUUAUGAUCUGCAAGCAGCCUACUCCUGCUACAACCACACAUAACACCGAAAUCUCUCGCCUGUUCUUCCUGAAGCAAAUCCUGCAAUUUCUUUCGGGAAAUCUUAGAACACAUGGUAGAUUCUGUCUCCGAGCAAUGAGUUCUUGCCAGCAGGAAGCCUACUCCUGCUACAUAUACCACCGAAAUCUCCGAGCAACCAGACAUAUACCACCGAAAUCUCUCUCCUGUUCUCCUCCAGUAGAUCCUGCAAUUUCUUACAGCAGACAAAUCUUCAGAUUCUGUUUUCCGAGCCAUGAAUUCUCGCAGGAGGGAGGAAGGGAGUGAGGUUUAAUCGGAAGAUCUGGACGAUCCUCUUUCUUACCCUUUUUCAGGCGAGGACCAUGUUUAACGACCGGAAGAGGCUUCCGAAGCUGGCGGAUCCGAGAUUGCAGGGGCAGUACACCAUGCGGGGGCUCUACCAGUCGCUCGCCGUCGCCUCCAUGUGCAUCAACGAGGAGGCCGCCGCCCGCCCCCUCAUCGGCGACGUCGUCACCGCCCUCACCUACCUGGCGAACCACUCCUACGAGCCCGCUACCGCCGGCGGCGGCGCUCGCGCCGCCACCGCUGGCGAGCAGGAAGAGAGGAGCGGCAGCAGGUACGCGAGGACGCCGGGGAGGGGCGAGGACGAGGGCGGCUCCGGCAGCAGGUGGGAGGAGCCCCCGGCGGCGGCGACGGCGGCGGCGGUGGCGAAGAGGGAUUUUGAUCGGGAGAGGGCGGUGGCGGAGGCGAAGCUGUGGGGGGAGAACUGGAGGGAGAAGAGGAGAGCCACCGCCGCCCUGGGGAACCCCGACGGUUAG